Didymosphaeria variabile is the source of this 783-nucleotide messenger RNA. RefSeq lists its product as uncharacterized. The record is from RefSeq and is a predicted model, not a curated record. The transcript has a single exon. Lineage: Eukaryota; Fungi; Ascomycota; Dothideomycetes; Pleosporales; Didymosphaeriaceae. Bases 1 to 783 code for a protein of 260 amino acids.
AUGACGGCUCUUCCUUUCGGUACCUCGGGCCCUUUGAACCGAUGUCCAACGUCUGCUGUCUCCGCUGUCGGAACAAUUGUUCCCGUUACCAAGAUCAUUGCCUCGACAACUUCUACAGCUACGACUCCAGAUCCUCAUAGUCCGGACUAUGCGCUUAUCCCCACUCGUCCUGCUGAAAGUACGCAACCAGAGAUCUUAGUACCUCCCUACAGCAGCUCAAGCACUCAUCAGCCCACUGUAGCUCCUUCGAACCCGGGUUGGCCUACCAUCAAGCUUAACACGAAUGGCUAUUACACCAGCAAACCUUCAUCUUGCACCACGACCACUACGGCCUACACCACCACAUACGCCACCGUAAGUCCAGGCCGCAUCAAGGCUCAUGUGUCGAUUAUCCGGUUCCCGGACCUGCCUAGCCCCUUAGCCCUGCUCAGGGGCUUGUCUCCGCACGCAAGCGUCACUGAGACUGUGGUGAAACAUGCAAUAGUAACAGCUCCGCUAGCUGAGCGCGACAUUGCAGAGCCUACGAAAGCUCCAGAGCUCCAGGACUUCCCGAAUUUCUUCAAAACGCCGUUUGACAAGCUACUCGAAAUCCGGACUACUCCGGUCGCUGAGCGCGAUAUGCCUGAGCCGACAGACGCUCCAGGGCUCGAAGACUACCCGCACUUCUUCAACGCGCCGUUUGAAGACUUGAUUGUACCUGAAUAUGAUGCAGACGACGUCUUACAUCAUUCAUACCUUGUGACGAGAGCAAAGACACCAGAUACCACCGCUUAUCGUGGAUGA